AUGGGUUAUCUGAAUUCAGUGUUGUCACAAUCUUCAAGCAAAGUCCACGUGGAUGAUGCUCCGGUUAGCGGUGGCGGCCUAAGUCAGAAUGGGAAGUUCAGCUAUGGGUACGCGAGUUCUCCUGGCAAAAGGUCUUCAAUGGAGGAUUUUUACGACACAAGGAUUGAUGGCGUAGAUGGGGAGAUUGUUGGUCUAUUCGGAGUCUUUGAUGGUCACGGUGGAGCUCGAGCUGCAGAAUAUGUGAAACAAAACCUUUUCAGUAACCUGAUAAAGCACCCGAAGUUUAUUUCUGACACAAAAUCAGCUAUAGCUGAUGCAUACAGUCAUACUGACUCAGAAUUCUUGAAAUCGGAGAACAAUCAGAAUCGAGAUGCUGGGUCAACUGCUUCAACUGCCAUCCUAGUUGGCGACCGUUUAUUGGUGGCAAAUGUUGGGGACUCGAGAGCUGUUAUUUGCAGGGGUGGUAAUGCUAUUGCUGUCUCGCGAGAUCACAAACCAGAUCAAACCGAUGAGAGGCAAAGAAUUGAAAAUGCUGGAGGUUUUGUGAUGUGGGCAGGGACUUGGAGAGUUGGAGGAGUACUUGCAGUUUCUCGUGCAUUUGGUGAUAGACUUUUGAAGCAAUAUGUGGUUGCCGAUCCUGAGAUUCAGGAGGAAAAAGUUGACGACACGCUCGAGUUUCUUAUCCUUGCAAGUGACGGACUUUGGGAUGUGGUUACAAAUGAGGAAGCCGUGUCCAUGACUAGGCCGAUUUCAGAUCCGGAGGAAGCUGCAAAGAGGUUGAUGCAAGAAGCACAUCAAAGGGGCAGUGGUGAUAAUAUUACGGUUGUUAUUGUCCGGUUUUUGGGCGAGCAAGAAAACGUGGGUCCCUCUUCUAAUACUACUGCUAAUAGCUCUGGUUAA
This is a messenger RNA of Striga hermonthica, 900 nucleotides long. NCBI's taxonomy places the organism in Eukaryota, Viridiplantae, Streptophyta, Magnoliopsida, Lamiales, Orobanchaceae. The record is from the annotation of a GenBank genome assembly.